AUAUACAUCAUUAGCCGUCCACAGACACAAAGUAGAUCUCAAAAGUGUUUCAGCAAAAUCCGAAAAAAAAGUAGAUCUCGAAGUGAAAGAGAGAAAGUGAAAGUCAUGGUGGAUGCUACGCAGAGGAGUAGUAUCAAAGUUUUAAUGCUUCCAUGGUUAGCUCAUGGCCAUAUAUCUCCAUUCCUGGAGCUAGCCAAGAAGCUCACUCAAAGAAAUUUCCACAUAUUUUUGUGUUCUUCUCCUGUAAAUCUCAAUUCCAUCAAACCAAAACUUCUAUCUCAUCCAACUUUCUCCAUUUCUAUACAACUAGUGGAGCUUCAUCUUCCAUCCCUUCCUGAUCUUCCUCCUCAAAAACACACAACCAAAGGCCUCCCACCACAUCUCAUGCACACUCUCAUGAAAGCCAUGGACAUGGCAAGCUCUGACUUCUCCAAAAUCCUUGAGACCCUCAAACCAGAUUUGGUCAUUCAUGAUUUUUACCCUCUUUGGGUACCUGAUUUAGCCUCUUCUCUAAAUAUCCCACAUAUUGCUUUUCUUACCAAUGGGGCAACCAUGAUGUGCUUUGGAACUCAUCAUGUGAAGAACAUCAACAAAGAUGAUGAAUUCCCAUUUCCAGAAAUCUGUUCAGAUGCUUAUAUAAAAAAGUUUACACAAAUGAUUCAGACUGCCACGAAAGAUGGUGGUAGUAAAGCUCUUCGAUUAUACGAAACAUCUUGUAAUAUCAUUUUGAUAAAGUCUUUCAGAGAGCUUGAGGGAAAAUAUAUGGAUUUUCUCUCUGAUUCUUUUGGCAAGAAAGUUUUACCAGUUGGUCCUCUUGUUCCAGAAUCUGUCCAUGAUGAUGAAGGCAUGGACAUCAUCAACUGGCUAGACAAGAAAGAAAAAUCUUCGACCGUGUUCGUGUCGUUUGGAAGUGAGAGUUACCUCUCUAAGGAAGAUAUGGAGGAGGUAGCUCAUGGUUUAGAGCUUAGCAAUGUGAAUUUCAUAUGGGUGGUUAGGUUUCCAGAGGGAGAGAAAAUUAAGCUAGAAGAUGCUCUGCCUCGAGGGUUUUUGGAAAGGGUAAGAGAAAGAGGAAUGGUUGUUGAAAAUUGGGCACCCCAAAUGAAAAUUCUUGAGCAUUCAAGCAUUGGUGGGUUUGUGAGUCAUUGUGGAUGGAGUUCAUUCAUGGAGAGCAUGAAAUUUGGUGUUCCAAUAAUUGCAGUGCCUAUACAGUUUGAUCAGCCAUUCAAUGCUAGACUAGCAGCAGUUUCUGGGGUUGGUUUGGAGGUUAAGAGGGACGAAAAUUGGAAGCUCGAAAGGGAAAAUAUAGCAAAAGUGAUCAAAGAUGUGGUGGUGGAAAAAACAGGGCAAGAUAUUCGAAGAAAAGUGGAAGAAAUGAGCCAACACAUAAAAACGAAAGCUGAUGAAGAUGUUGAGUUUGUUGUAAAACAACUUUUACAAGUUUGUGGAAUGUGAAUCUUAAGCUUCUUAUGCUUUGUUAUGAUCAUCAAUUACCUAGUACUAUUGGUGAUAAAAAAUAAAAAUUAAAAAUUACUAUUGAUAAUAAUAAGGAAAAUAAUGUUGAUCUUAAUCAAUAAAUCUUCCAAUGUCUUAGCCAAUCAAUUAAUACUGAUGUGUCGUUUCAUCAUUUAAUGUUUCACAGCGUGAAAUAGUUUGUUUUCAUAAACUAGUUGAGCAUUCAACUGAAGCCAUCGGAAGUCUAACCAAUAUUAUUGCAAUAAUGGCUACCCACCCCCUUGAAGAGGAGGGCAGUUGGCAGAUGUGGAUGAUGAUUUGGAGUUUAUUAUCUCCAUUUUUCUGAAACUAAGUAGGGAAAAAAAAAGGAUUUAAGUAACUUUUGAACAAAAUGAGGACAAAUCACUAAUCGUACAAGAAAAUCCCCUACCGAUAGAAUUUCUACAUUUUUUCGUUCAACCUUUAUUCAUAGAGCUUCACCAUAUAGUGUACUACAACUCGCUACAAAAAAAUUCAAUUCAAUUAGAUUACAUUUCUCUUUGUAAUAGUUGAUUAGGGCAUUUACCCCCUUCCCAAAAAAAAGAAAAAAGAAAAAAAUUGUUUAGGGGCCAGUGCAAUUUAGUCUCUGUUUCACCACCAUGGAAUUUUUCCAUCUUUUGUGGAACUUACGGCUUGUAUCCCUUCUUUUUUACUUUAAGAAAGUCCCAGAAAUACUUCUCAGCUCAAGUCCCUUCCGGUUUCCAGACGUUAUACAGUUAAGGAACUUGGUUAUCAUGAACUAUAUUCUUUUCCUUUUUAAAAAAGAUGAAAAAUUAAAACUCUAUACCAUUUUGAAUUCUCUAAAACCCAAAAUUCAUGGACUUCACUUGAGAAUUUCAUCAUCACAGCGACCUAAACCUAAUUUUCAAUAUUACAAAUAACAGGAAUGAUAAAAAAAUUAUUUAAAUUAAUUUAUACGAGAAAACAAGAAAAGGGAAAAAGAAAAUUCUCACCAUAAGAGUUUAUUAAUAAUUAAUAUUCAAUAACCUUGAGGCAGCAUAAAAGAAAAUCAACAGUCUACCAACACCACAUCAGUUGCAGUGAAGAAAAAAGAGAUCGAGAUCAUUCAAAUUUUAAAUAAUGAAAUGCGAAUCUAAAAUUUACAAACGAAUCGAAGAACUGAAAAUUUUAAAAAAUUUUAAAAAAAUAAAAAAAUUCAGUGCCUGAUGCAUCCCGACACACCGGAAAGGAACAAGCAUAGAAGCUUUUGUUUGAGAGAGAUACAUAACCGUUUUCCUUUUUUAUGAUACAAAUAGCAGAGUACACAGAACAGAGUGAAUAGCACAUUUAUCGCCAAAACAGAAAUCUAUGGCCUACAUGUACUAGUACAAAGCAUAAACGUUCCUUACACUAGAUAGAGAGAGAUUGAUACAAAAUUGUGAAAACUUAUGCUGGCAGUGCGACCAUAAUUUUCCCUUAAAAAGAAACAAAAGUAAAAGAAAAAGCCCAAAAAAAAAAAAA
Ziziphus jujuba (common jujube) is the source of this 2952-nucleotide messenger RNA. Its product is annotated as UDP-glucosyltransferase 29-like. Gene Ontology annotation, molecular function: UDP-glycosyltransferase activity. The coding region runs from base 106 to 1452 and encodes 448 amino acids. The transcript has a single exon. The record is from RefSeq and is a predicted model, not a curated record. Lineage: Eukaryota; Viridiplantae; Streptophyta; Magnoliopsida; Rosales; Rhamnaceae.